AUGUUUCCCAUUUUGGCAACCGCCGUGUUCCUCCAAGCGUCGUUAUUCAACCAUCUCUCUGACGGCCCGGAGUGGCACAUCGUCGUUGAUAAAGUAGAACGGUGUAGGGCAUACUGGUGGGCCACCCUCACUUACGUGCAGAAUUAUUUGGUGGAUAAACGGUGUAUUGGCCCCACUUGGUACCUCGCUGUUGACAUGCAGCUGCAUAUACUCUCACCUCUAAUUUUAUUCUGGAUGCUCGGCAGAAGAAGAUCGGCAUGGAUCGCAUUAACUGUCGUCAUAUUGGUUGUCAUGGUGGUAUCGACAACGUAUAACUAUUUAAACAAGUUCCAAACCGCAUCGUUUGUACCGACGCGAUCACAAGAAGAUGCCAAUCACUAUCUACGAUAUUAUUAUCACAACACUCUGACCAGAUGCUCCCCUUUCUUCGUUGGCAUGUUGUUUGGCUAUCUUCUUAAUAUGUAUAAAAGCAAACAAGUCCACAUGGCUAGAUGGUUUGUAGCAUUAUGCUGGUUCUGCGCCUUCGUGGUUUCCGCCGGCGUUAUCUACUCCUCAUACCCCGUUCUUCAGAUGGAUUGGGACAGCCCCUUUUGGGACGGCAUAAUUAACUCCUUCGCCAGACCCGGGUGGGCUGUGUGUAUUGGCUGGGUGAUAUUUGCGUGUACACACGGUUAUGGAGGUCCUGUCAACUGGUUCCUGUCGCUCCGUAUGUGGAAGCUCCCCUCUCGGCUUUCCUACGCGAUGUACAUCUUCCACUAUUCCUUAAUGGUUAUUGUCAAUUCUACUUCUGUAUCGAUUGGUCACUUCUCCGUGGAACGCUUUAUUGUUUGA
Messenger RNA from Cydia splendana, 831 nucleotides. Its product is annotated as O-acyltransferase like protein-like. The transcript is spliced from 6 exons. Gene Ontology annotation, molecular function: acyltransferase activity, transferring groups other than amino-acyl groups. The record is from RefSeq and is a predicted model, not a curated record. The coding region runs from base 1 to 831 and encodes 276 amino acids. NCBI's taxonomy places the organism in Eukaryota, Metazoa, Arthropoda, Insecta, Lepidoptera, Tortricidae.